This is a messenger RNA of Diversispora eburnea, 362 nucleotides long. NCBI's taxonomy places the organism in Eukaryota, Fungi, Glomeromycota, Glomeromycetes, Diversisporales, Diversisporaceae. The record is from the annotation of a GenBank genome assembly.
AAGACAUUGUAAGUAUAUGUCAAGAUAUAAUAACUAUAUCAUUUAAGGAUUGUGGUUGGGGAUUUCUUAACAAUAGUUCACUAAAGAUGACAUUGGAUACAUGCAAGAAUCUAAAGCAUAUAAUUAUUUAUGGAAAUAAUCGAAUAGCGCCAGAAACAGUCUUAAGUAUAUCAGAAAGAUGUACAAGUAUAAAAACUAUAAAAAUACAAAAUUGCGAACGAAUAUCAGAUAAAAUAAUAUAUCAAUUAGUGAGUAAAUAUCCGAAAAUUGGAAUUAAUAAAGACCAACCUAUAAUAGAUUGCUUUUCGACAAAUGAAACAGAAGAUGAUCAAACUAUAGAAGAUAUAUUUUAUGAAGUCUAG